Molecule: messenger RNA, 1342 nt
Organism: Lotus japonicus
Lineage: Eukaryota; Viridiplantae; Streptophyta; Magnoliopsida; Fabales; Fabaceae
Product: GDSL esterase/lipase At5g08460
Exons: 5
Coding region: 137-1342 (401 amino acids)
Molecular function (GO): hydrolase activity, acting on ester bonds
Source: RefSeq, a predicted model, not a curated record
UGUGUAAUCCAUGGUGUACCUACCAUGAAAACACUCAAUUCUCAUCCUCAGCAAAAUUUUAAUCUUCAAAAACGUUCUCCAUGGGAUAUGAGUUAUGAACUAAUGAUAAUUGAGAGUAGUACACAAGACCAAGAUAAUGGACAUUGCAAUUAUCAUUGUGUGCCUAAUAACAAUUUUAUCAUCUUCCAUAUUUUUAGAAUCAAGUACUGGUUUGCCCCAAAACUACAAUGAUACGAGUCCCUCAACUAUGCUUUAUUCUUCUUCUUCUUCGUCAUCGUCCUCGUCAUUGUUACCAUCACUAGAAAAUUAUGUUCCUUCUCUUGUUCCUGCCUUGUUCAUCAUAGGAGACUCCUCUGUUGAUUGUGGAGCCAAUAAUUUUCUUGCCACCUUUGCUCGUGCUGAUCACCCCCCAUAUGGAAGAGAUUUUGACACCCACCAGCCCACAGGAAGAUUCUGCAAUGGAAGGAUCCCCGUUGACUAUCUUGCUCUGCGUCUUGGGCUUCCUUUUGUUCCAAGUUAUCUUGGGCAACCAGGUGCUGUGAAGGAUAUGAUCCAUGGGCUAAAUUAUGCUUCUGCUGGCGCUGGCAUUAUUGCCUCAAGUGGGUCUGAAUUGGGUCAGCAUAUCUCCCUCGCCCAACAAAUUCAGCAAUUUACAGACACUCUUCAACAGUUCAUAUUAACUAUGGGAGAGGAUGCUGCAAACAAUCUCACAUCUGAUUCUGUCUUCUAUAUUUCUAUUGGAAUUAAUGACUACAUUCAUUAUUAUUUGCUUAAUGUAUCCAACGUCAACAAUUUGUACCUACCAUGGCACUUCAACGAGCUUUUAGCAUCUUCACUAAGACAAGAAAUAAAGAACCUGUAUAACUUAAAUGUUAGGAAAGUGGUGGUCAUGGGACUUGCCCCUAUUGGUUGUGCCCCUCAUUACUUAUGGCAGUAUGGUAGUGAAAAUGGAGAAUGUGUUGAGCAGAUAAAUGACAUGGCCAUUGAAUUUAACUUUCUCAUGAGAUACAUGACUGAAAAUCUUACCAUGGAGCUCCCUGAUGCCAAUAUCAUCUUCUGUGACAUGUUUCAAGGUUCUAUGGAAAUUUUCAAGAAUCCUGAACCUUAUGGGUUUAACAUCACGACUGAAGCCUGUUGUGGAUUUGGGAAGUACAAGGGCUGGUUCAUGUGCUUGUCACCAGAAAUGGCAUGCAAGAAUGCUUCCAACUAUAUUUGGUGGGACCAGUUUCAUCCAACUGAUGCAGUGAAUGCGAUUCUUGCAGAUAACAUAUGGAAUGGUCGGUACACUAAAUUGUGUUAUCCAAUGAACUUAGAGGACAUGGUAACUCAAAAGGAUAAAUGA